Messenger RNA from Miscanthus lutarioriparius, 699 nucleotides. The record is from the annotation of a GenBank genome assembly. NCBI's taxonomy places the organism in Eukaryota, Viridiplantae, Streptophyta, Magnoliopsida, Poales, Poaceae.
AUGGCGGACUGCCGCAGCCUCAUCGAGUUCCUCCGGGCCUUCGAGCAGCACCGGCGCCGCGCCUCCUCCUCGGACCCUUCCUCCCCGCGCCCCCGCCGCGCGUCCCUCUCCUCCUCCUCCACCUCGCGGUCGCGAUCGCGAUCGCGAUCGCGGGGCCGGCUAUUCCCCGCCCUCUGCGACCACUCCGCGCUGGCCGCGGUCGACGCGCUUGCGCUCCUCGCCUCGCUCGCUGCUCUUGCGUUCCUCGCAGCGCCCUACGCGCGAUUGCUGGCUGUCGAGGCGCGGGACGCGGUGGCCACGGUGGCGACGCGCCACCCGGCGGCGCCGUGCGUGCCACUGGCCGCGGGCGUGGCGGCUGGGGCCGCCGUGCUGGCGUGGGACGCCGCGUCGCACCGCGCGCGCCGGUGCGGUAGGCCCCGGUGCCGUGGCCUGCGCAAGGCCGUGGAGUACGACAUCCAGCUCGAGACGGAGGAGUGCGUGCGCAGCCUGCUGCCGCUUGCGCACGGUGUAGGAAGCGGGGCGGCGGCCACGUGGCCGGUGCCGGGGCUUGGGGACGAGCACCGGGAGCUUGAGGCGGUGCUCAGGAAGAUGGCGCCGCCCAACGGCCGUACCGUGCUUAUCUUCCGUGCGCCGUGCGGGUGCCCAAAAGAGAGGGUGGAGGUCUGGGGCGCUAAGAAGGUGCGCCGGAUGAAGAAGUAG